Messenger RNA from Chanos chanos (milkfish), 778 nucleotides. It is a transcript of the gene rnaset2l, whose product is annotated as ribonuclease T2, like. Gene Ontology annotation, cellular component: extracellular region. The coding region runs from base 1 to 690 and encodes 229 amino acids. Gene Ontology annotation, molecular function: ribonuclease T2 activity; RNA binding. The record is from RefSeq and is a predicted model, not a curated record. Gene Ontology annotation, biological process: RNA catabolic process. The transcript is spliced from 9 exons. Lineage: Eukaryota; Metazoa; Chordata; Actinopteri; Gonorynchiformes; Chanidae.
AUGGACAGGCACUGCAAAUGGACUUGUAUGAUCCUGACGUUGCAGUGGCCUGGCAGCUUCUGUCUGAUCCUAAACAAUGAAACAAUUUGCAAUUUAUCACCUGACAUUCAGAACUGGACCAUCCAUGGCCUGUGGCCCAUUCACACAGGCCACUGCUGCAGUUGCUGGCCAAUAUUCCAGUCUCACCUUGAGGGGCUUGAGCCUGAGCUCUCCAAAUUCUGGCCAUCAUUCUUGAAGUCCACGACUGCUUUUAUGUUUUGGAAACAGGAGUGGUUUAAGCAUGGCACGUGUGCUGCUUGCGAUGAGAGCAUGGGCUCCACACAGCUCUAUUUCAAAACUGCACUCAAACUGCGUUUGUCGCUCCGCAUUGAGAGCGCCUUGGCUGAUGGUGGCAUCAAGCCUUCCUGUGACAAUGCUUAUCGGCACGACGACCUUCAUGCCGCCCUAAGACCGCUCCUAGGCGACAACUGUGUCCUUCAGUGCGUGAGAGAUGAGAAGGGGCACGAAGUGUGGGCGCAACUGAAGAUCUAUUUCUUCCGGAAUCAAACUCUAGGUUGUCAUUUCAAGGAAAUCGGAUAUGCAGACAAGAUUUUUCAACCCUCAAACUCUUCAGGACAUCCUUGCCCUACAGAGACCCCAAUCUUCUACUACCCAAUCAACUAUAAGAACCCUAAAAGGCCCUGCCAGUGAGAGAGACCAGCUCAGUUAUAGGUCGACUGCGAUGAACUGGCGACCUGCCCAGGGUGUUUCCCUGCCUUUCACCCUAUGACAGGCUCCA